Messenger RNA from Diachasmimorpha longicaudata, 1278 nucleotides. RefSeq names its product COP9 signalosome complex subunit 7b (gene CSN7). NCBI's taxonomy places the organism in Eukaryota, Metazoa, Arthropoda, Insecta, Hymenoptera, Braconidae. The record is from RefSeq and is a predicted model, not a curated record. The transcript is spliced from 4 exons. The coding region runs from base 298 to 1149 and encodes 283 amino acids. Gene Ontology annotation, cellular component: COP9 signalosome. Gene Ontology annotation, biological process: COP9 signalosome assembly.
GACAAGGGCUAAGUUGUUGCCCUUAUCACUCACACAACUAAAUAAAUUCAUUCUACGAGUAAGUUCGCAAAGAAUACGAUGACUCCUAACUUCUUUCUCCAACAGUUCUCCCUGUCUUUGUGUUCAUAACCUCAAUUUGUAUUGCUGAAGUGUUUUGACGGUUUUACCACAACAAAGACUCUCUUCACACAUCAAAACCUAGUCAUUUUUGGAUAAUCCUGGUGUCUCUUGACAGCAGUUGUCAAUGAAUUUUACUCUUCAUAGUCCCCAUUUUAUGUUUCCAAUUCAAGAUUCACGAUGACAGGGUCUGCCACAGAGUCAGUGCCCGCUGAGAAAGCCUCAACCAAUCCCCUAGAGCAAUUCAUCCUCCUGGCAAAGACAGCUAAAGGGGCAGCAGCCCUGGAGUUGAUAAAACAGGCAGUUGAGACCCCAGGGGUCAACGUAUUCGGAGAACUCCUGGACAUGCCAAAUAUCAAAGAACUCGAGGACGGUCCCUACGCCGAGUACUGGAAUACCCUGAACCUUUUCGCUUACGGUACGUACAAGGAAUACCUCGCCAACAAAGACAAACUCCUGGAAUUGACUCCAACGCAGAAGAAGAAGCUCCAGCACCUGACCAUUGUCACUCUAGCUGAGAAAUCCAAAUGCAUCCCCUACUCAGUCCUUCUGCAGGAGCUGGACAUCAAGAAUGUGAGGGAUCUGGAGGACUUGAUUAUCGAGGCUGUCUAUGCAGACAUCAUUCAUGGAAAAUUGGACCAGAAGAAUUCUCAACUGGAGGUCGAUUAUGCGGGAUUAGGGAGGGACGUGAGACCUGGAGAGACCGGGGCUGUUGUCGACACCCUGGCUGCCUGGGGGGAGACCUGUGAUGCUGUCCUGGCGUGCAUCAAGAAGCAGGUGAUAGAGGCCAACACAGCUAAGCACAAUGCCACGCAGCAUAAGGAGAAAGUCCAACAGAAUAUUGCCGUGAUGAAGAAGUCGAUUCUAUCACAAGUUCAAGAAGCUGAUAUUGCCGGGGGUAGCUCAGCUGGGGGCAGUGAGUCAAGCAGAGAGGCACUCUCAAUUCCCCAAGACUCCAAGAAAAAACAACAAAAGGGAAAAGGGCUGAGGGGUAGUGGAACUGUCAAUGCUCAAAAUGGUAGCAUGAAGUGAUAGCCCCCGAUAAUUGGAUACAUCGAAUACAUUGAAUCUUGAAAAAAUGGUAAAAUAAUUGGAUGAAAGGAGUACAUGUAUAUGGAAUUCUACAAUCAAUAAAAUUCAUGAUAUUUUUUAGUUUAUUUA